GCAGCGCGCCGAGGUCGAGCGCCUCUACGGCGGGCCCGGGGGGCUGCUGGAGGAGGAGCGGGCCCAGGCCGACUUCGAGGCCUUCCUGCAGCGCUACAUCGCCUUCCUGCACCGGCAGGCGCCGGACUACGGGCUGCCGCCAGACGGGGCGGCCCCGGAGGCGGUGAAGGCGGCGAGGGCGGCUCCUGCGGGCGGCGCCGGCACGGCCGCGCAGCGGGCCGCCGCCGGCCUGCCGCGCGUGCUCGACCAGCGCUUCCGGCACAACUUCGCGGUGGCCCCCGGGCGGGGGGAGAGGGGCAGCAGGACCCGCACGCCGCUCUCCGACCUGGACGCGGCCUUGUUCCGAGGCGCGGUGCAGCACUACGAGGACUUCCGCCAGCGCCAGGCCAUGCAGAAAGUGCGGAAGCUGCAGUCCGUGGUGCGGAGCCUCCCGGUGGCUGCUGAGAGGCGAGCGCUCUGCGAGGCCGUGAGGAAGCACCCCGCCGUGCUGGUUGUUGGCGAGACGGGGUGCGGCAAGUCCACGCAGGUGCCCCAGUACUUGCUGGAGGCCGGCUACCGCAGCAUCCUGGUGACGCAGCCCCGGCGCAUCGCUGCCGCCUCGCUGGCUCGGCGAGUGGCCCAGGAGAGGCUGCAGGGGGGGGGCUCCCAGGUGGCUCACCAGGUGCGCUUCGACUCCACGCGGUCGCGCAACACCAGGAUCUUGUUCGUGACGGAGGGCAUUCUGCUGCGCCUGCUAGAGGCCGACCUGGACGCGGCACGCUUCGACGUCAUUGUGGUGGACGAGGUGCACGAGCGCCACCUGACAGUGGACCUUCUACUGGGCAUCCUCCGCGGGGUCAUCCACGAGCGGCGGCCCGAUCUGAAGCUGGUGCUGAUGUCCGCGACGCUGCAGCGGGAGCUCUUCGUGGACUUCUUCGACUUGGACGCGGAGGCCGUGGUGGAUGUCCCCGGCCGCUGCUUCCCGGUCGAGACUGAGCAUAUCCAGCUCCCCGGGGAGCCCGAGACCAUUCGGAACGACAUCGUGAGGCGGCCGAAGAGGAGGACGGAGUUCGACUGCGAGCCGUACCUGCAGAUCCUGAAGCGCCUCGAGGCCCAGACCCAAGCGGACGAGCGGGGCGACGUGCUGGUGUUCUUGCCCGGCGUGUUCGAGAUCGAGACGUUGAUUGCUGCAAUCGUCGAGUUCUCGUCGCGGACAAAGCGUUGGAUCGCGUUGCCUUUGCACUCGCAGCUCCCGCUGGAGCAGCAGGAGAAGGUGUUCGACAUGGCGCCGCCGGGCGUCAGAAAGGUCGUCGUGUCCACCAAUAUUGCCGAAACGUCUGUAACCAUUGACGGCAUCCGCUUCGUCAUCGACAGCGGGAAGAUGAAAGGGAUGGACGUCGACGCGAUCUCUUCCGUCCGCCACCUUGCAGAGCGCUGGGUCUCGCAGGCUUCCGCAGAACAGCGCAAGGGCCGCGCGGGGCGCACCGGGCCUGGCAGGUGCUACCGGCUGUUCUCGGAGCGGCUCCACGGGCACCUGGAGGCGUUCGUGGUGCCGGAGAUCCACCGGGCAGCGCUGGAGACGCCGCUCCUGCAGGUCAUGGCCCUGGGCUUCGAGCUCCCGCUCUUCCGCUUCCCCGAGUCGCCGCGGGCAGAGGCGGUCGCGAUGGCGCUGAGGCGCCUCAUCCUCAUGCACGCCGUCGUGCCGCUGGCUGCCCCGGAGGCCGAGGCCCAGGAGGAAAAGACAGCAGGAGCUUGA
Messenger RNA from Prorocentrum cordatum, 1735 nucleotides. Lineage: Eukaryota; Dinophyceae; Prorocentrales; Prorocentraceae. The record is from the annotation of a GenBank genome assembly.